AUGAUUCGACAAGUCUAACAAAAGGGUACAGACAUGGAAAUUAUCGGGUGAAACCUUACGGAUGAGCGGGAGUGGAAACAACAUCGAAGUUCGCCAACUUUGUCAUUUCCGUCACAAUUGGACAGCCUGCCGUAUUUUGGGCAUAUCUCCAUCGUUUCUUCACGGAAUUGCAAACCGUUUGAUUCUGUGGAUUUCUAAGAUGUAAGUCUAUAACUUUCGUAUAGAAAGUAUUUUGAGUUAACAGAUGUAAGAUAGCGUAAAUCGGACCUGAAGUCAAAGGAUAGUUGCUGUCUAGGAUUUCGGAUAUGUCGAUGAACAAUGAUUUCGACGAUUAACUCAUUAACUCCAAUAUUCCAACACCGAACCUUCUCUAUGAUACCUUCCGGAUGUUCCUAAUAAUCGUUAGAGAGUUUAUGAUGAGUAUUUGGAAUGGAACAACAUGAAUAUGGCUGGUGAUAAUUACUUUUCCAUCAAUGGUCCAAUUUCCGAGUCUAUAUAUAUCAAAUUGUGGCAAGAGCGUCUCACAUUCUCACAUUAUGGAAGGAACUUCUCGAGCUCUUUCUAAUACCAUAAGAUUCGUUGGUCUACUUUGUAGUCAUGCUCUUGGUAGCAAUCCAAGGUUCAUGGCUACAACGGUUGAUCUAGGACGUGAAUUGGUAAGGCGAAAAAUCAGGCUUACCUACGGAGGAGGCAACGUUGGCCUUCAAGGAGCUGUAGCUUCAAUGGUCUAUAAUAAUGGUGGUAGAGUCAGAGGUUUCAUACCAAGAACUUCAUGGCCUCCAACCAGAGGAAACUUUUCAUUUCUUCUUUCUUUCUUUGUUGAUGAGCUUUUGGACAAGCUAGAGUUUGCUAAGGCUUUCCCAGGUCCUGGUGCUAGUUAUGAAGAGUUUGCAAAUCCUGGAAGAGAUGUCGUGGAGGAUGCGAAUGCAGGACUUUAAAAAUACUGACUCAAUGAUCCGAAAAUCAUUUGGCUCUGAUACCAAAAUGUAACACCCCAAUCCGUAUAACCCGGAAUUACACGAAUUAAGUUGAAACGAGAGUUAAAUAAAAAUUUCGCUUGACAUUUUAAAAUGACAAUUACUUAUAAAUAUUAAAUUUACAAAUUCUGGAUCGCGACCCGUUUAAAAAUAUUUUUAGAGUAAUGCAGAAGUACAAUAAUAAUUAAAUCAUGACACAUUUAAAAUCUUUGAUGAUCAAACAUUUGCCUGCCAUCCUUGCAUCUCCUCUGACUCAAUGCCCUCCGGGAGUGGUUCCGUCAUUGUCUUCUUGUUACCUACGUGUAGUCAACGAAAAAUACAAACUACACGCUCAGCGAAACCGUUGAGUGGUACCACACAAGAUAAUUAAAUGACACCUAUGUAAUUAAUAUAAUUGUUCUUGAUGAUGAUUACAUGAAACCUAUGUACUCAAUAUAUUUGUUCUUGAUGAUGAUUACAUGACACCUAUGUAAUCAAUGUACUUGAUGAUGAUAACAUGAUGCAUGAUUCUAAGUCAACAAGGACGACCCUUGCAUUGUGAAAUUCGCCCAUUUGGUACGACGAACUCAGCGGCCUUAGUCUCACAAGGGAGACUAGAAAAAUAGGGGUGAUGACUUAUAUAUGGAUCACAUAUAUAUUUUGGGAUGAUUUCAACAUAUGGAUUAAUAUACAUGUUCAUGUAUGUAUGUGAUGAAUGAUUCGACAAGUCUAACGAAAGGGUACAGACAUGGAAAUUAUCGGGUGAAACCUUACGGAUGAGCGGGAGUGGAAACAACAUCGAAGUUCGCCAACUUUGUCAUUUCCGUCACAAUUGGACAGCCUGCCGUAUUUUGGGCAUAUCUCCAUCGUUUCUUCACGGAAUUGCAAACCGUUUGAUUCUGUGGAUUUCUAAGAUGUAAGUCUAUAACUUUCGUAUAGAAAGUAUUUUGAGUUAACAGAUGUAAGAUAGCGUAAAUCGGACCUGAAGUCAAAGGAUAGUUGCUGUCUAGGAUUUCGGAUAUGUCGAUGAACAAUGAUUUCGACGAUUAACUCAUUAACUCCAAUAUUCCAACACCGAACCUUCUCUAUGAUACCUUCCGGAUGUUCCUAAUAAUCGUUAGAGAGUUUA
Cuscuta campestris is the source of this 2085-nucleotide messenger RNA. The record is from the annotation of a GenBank genome assembly. Lineage: Eukaryota; Viridiplantae; Streptophyta; Magnoliopsida; Solanales; Convolvulaceae.